Messenger RNA from Megalops cyprinoides (Indo-Pacific tarpon), 6030 nucleotides. RefSeq names its product integrin, alpha 8 (gene itga8). Gene Ontology annotation, molecular function: integrin binding. Bases 193 to 3336 code for a protein of 1047 amino acids. The record is from RefSeq and is a predicted model, not a curated record. Gene Ontology annotation, cellular component: external side of plasma membrane; integrin complex. The transcript is spliced from 30 exons. Lineage: Eukaryota; Metazoa; Chordata; Actinopteri; Elopiformes; Megalopidae. Gene Ontology annotation, biological process: cell adhesion mediated by integrin; cell-cell adhesion; cell-matrix adhesion.
GUGCUGAGUGGAUGCUAGGGAACGGAGCGAAUGAAUGGAGUGUUCUUGCCUUUGGGAACUGCACUUUUGACAGCCACUAGUGCGAACCCUGCAGAUAAAGUUGGAGCGGAAUAAUUCCUUUUGAAUCACCUUGACAGAGGAGUCUUUUUCGUUUUUGCUGGGAAUAUUGCAGGUGACUUUUGGGCUGUAAGCAUGUCUGACUGCACUCGGAUGAUUUUUCGUUUGGCUUUGUACCUUUGUCCCCUAUUAUUCGGAGUAGCUGCAUUCAAUUUGGAUUUAGAAAAACCAACGAUGUACAGCGGUCCUGAGGGUAGUUAUUUCGGCUACUCAGUAGACUUCUAUCGACCAGCACCGGACAAAAACAUCAUGAGUGUCUUGGUUGGGGCGCCCAAAGCGAACACAUCUCAGCCGGGCAUAGUAGAAGGAGGAGCCGUAUAUUACUGCUCCUGGCCGUCUACAGACCCGACCUCCUGCCGCCAGAUUCCCUUUGAUAUUGCCAAUAACAGGAUGAUCAAAGUGAACGGGACCCGCGAACCCUUGGAAUUCAAAUCCAACCAGUGGUUCGGAGCCACGGUCAGGACGCAUAAAGGCAAAGUCGUGGCGUGCGCCCCGCUGUACCACUGGCGGACAGUGAAAAUGAGCAGCGAGAAGGACCCGGUCGGCACCUGUUACGUGGCCGUCCAGAACUUCAGCGCCUACGCCGAAUACUCACCCUGCCGCACCAACGAUCCGGACCCAGAGGGACAAGGGUUCUGCCAGGCCGGAUUCAGUGUGGAUUUUACAAAGGAGGGAACAUUAGUGGUGGGAGGACCAGGCAGCUUCUACUGGCAAGGUCAGGUGAUAACAGCAGGCAUCGCCGAAAUCCUCAACGGCUACUCCCUGAAGGCCAUCCUGAGGAAGGUGACCGGGGAGAAGCAAACAGGGGCCGCCCCCGACAGCUACGACGACAGCUACCUCGGUUACUCGGUGGCAGUGGGAGAGUUCACGGGAGACUCUGAGCAAGAGCUCAUUGCCGGUGUUCCAAGAGGGGCGCAGAACUUCGGAUAUGUUGCCGUGAUAAAUUCAACUAAUUUAACAUUUAUUCAGAAUUUCACUGGGGAACAGAUGGCCUCGUAUUUCGGCUACACAGUAGCUGUGUCGGAUCUGAAUGGCGACGGCCGAGACGAUGUGCUGGUGGGCGCACCCCUCUUCAUGGACCGCGAGUUCGAGAGCAAGCCCAGAGAGGUGGGCCGCGUCUAUGCGUACCUGCAGGAGGAUGUCCUGACGUUCAGCGACCCCGUCAUCCUCACCGGGGCGGACGUGUUCGGACGGUUCGGCAGCGCGGUCGCCUCUCUGGGAGACCUGAACCAGGACGGUUUCCACGACAUUGCAGUGGGGGCUCCCUUCGCAGGUGACGAGAGGAGGGGCCGGGUGUUCAUCUACAACGGGCAGAGCCACGGGCUCAAAAUGCAGCCCUCCCAGGUGCUGGAGGGACCAUGGGCCUCGCAGGCCGUGCCAGCAGGGUUUGGCUUCACCCUCAGGGGGGACUCCGACUUGGACAAGAACGAAUAUCCAGAUUUGAUCAUUGGUGCCUUCGGUGUGGGGAAAGCAGUGGUCUACAGGGCGCGGCCAGUGGUGAUGGUGGAGGCCCAGCUGCUCCUUAAUCCCUGGAUCCUGAACCCAGAGGACAAGAGCUGCCCCCUCCCAGAGCAGGACACCAUGGUAACCUGUCUGACGGCGGCGGUCUGCAUUAAGGCGUCGGGUGUCGGGAUUCCAGAUUCCGUAGCCCUGAACAUAGAGCUGCAACUGGAUUGGCUGAAACAGAAAGGAGCCAUUAAGAGGGUUCUGUUCCUCGACACCCACCAGCACCAGCACCGAGGGACCCUCCUCAUCAACAAGAGGAAGAGUCAUACGUGCCAGAACUUCCCUGUGUACCUCAGAGAGGAGACUGAGUUUCGGGAUAAACUGACCCCCAUCAGCAUAGCUCUGAAUUAUAGCCUGGAGGAGACCUCCCCGCUUCCCGGGCUGACACUGAGGCCCAUCCUGGACCACUACGGCAAGACCUUCAUUCAGGAGCAGGCUUUCAUUCUCCUGGACUGCGGAGAGGACAACAUGUGCAUCCCUGAUCUCAGGCUCUCCGCCACCAUGGACAGAGAGCAGCUGGUCAUUGGAGAUGACAACCCGCUCAUGCUGACCAUCAACGCGGUGAACCAGGGCGAGGGGGCGUACGAGGCGGAGCUGCACGUGCUCAUCCCUCCAGAGGCGGACUACAUCGGGGUGGAGCGCAGGCGAGAGACUCUGCAAAGGCUGAAUUGCGAGUACCAGAUGGAGAACGACACCAGGAUGGUGGUGUGUGACCUUGGAAACCCUAUGGUGGCCGCGACCAACCUGUCCGUGGGCCUCCGUUUCUCAGUCCAGCGCCUGGAGGAGGUGGGCCCCCACAUUGGCUUCGACCUGCAGAUCCAGAGCUCCAACAAAGACAACUCCAAGAGCAACCCGGUCAGCCUAAUACUCAACAUCUCUGCGAAGACGCAGGUUGAUAUACGCGGGGUGUCGCACCCAGCUCAGAUCAUCCUGCCCUUCCCCCGCUGGGAGCCCAAAGAGAAGCCUGUGAAGGAGGAGGACGUGGGGCCGCAGGUCCAGCACAUCUACGAGCUCCAUAAUAAAGGCCCCAGUGCAGUCAGCAACACUGUGCUGGAGGUGGGCUGGCCCAGCCGCUACAGAGACGAGUACCUCCUGUACGCACUGGAGAUCAAGACGGAUGGGCCAGUGACGUGCCGGACCAACUCCUCACUCAACCCCCUGGAGCUGGAGACGACCACGCUGCAGGACACCCCCGAGCUCCUGGGAUUCCUGCGGAACACCAGCUCCCCCCACGUCCGGCGCAGGCGUGCGGCCGCCACGGCCGAGGCUUACAAAGGCAAGACGCUGAACUGCACCAACAUCGACUGCCUGAUGAUAUCGUGUCACGUGGGCCGGCUGGACCGUGGCCAGAGCGCCGUAGUGAAGAUCCGAUCAAGGCUGUGGGCCCAGACCUUCCUGCAGAGACGGAAUGAUCCCUAUUUGCUCAAUUCCACUGUAUCCUUCAAAGUGAUGGACGUGCCUUAUCGAAUCAAGCCAGAUAAAUUUCCACAGGAAUCCAAGUCAAUAGGCACGUUUGUGGUGUGGGCCACCCCUGAUGUCUCCUUCGCCAUCCCCCUGUGGGUUAUAAUCCUGGCCAUUCUUCUGGGGCUGCUGGUUCUGGCCAUUCUGACUCUUGUCAUGUGGAAGUGUGGGUUCUUUGACCGGGCGCGGCCCCCGAAAGACGACGUGUCGGACCGCGAGCAGCUGACAUCGGAGAAGUCCACCGAGGCGUGAGAAGACCAGUGCUGCCAAAAAGACUGGGUUCGGGAAUUUUUCGAGGAGCGUUCCUUCCAACCCACCCAGUGACUUUCCCAGACAGACCUGAAAACUGUGGAGAGGACCACAAGAACACUCACUGCCCAAGUCCUAUUAUAAUGGGAAGCAUGAAACACACUUUAAACAGCGAAUGCUGCAGGACCAAAGGUGGUUGGCGAGGCUGUGACUUGCCCGGCACCGCUCCAACCAUAAUACGACCACAAGGGACCUCCGUAGAUCCCGUGGAAUAUGUUCUUGAAGUGCGAGCCAGCUGACAGGCGGAUCUUUCCUUGUUUAUGUUUUACUGUUCUUCCAAGUGGUUUGCCCGAAGUCUAUUCUGUAAUUGUUUUGUGCCACAGUGGCAAGUUGCAACUGAAUUCCUAACUUUAAGUCCAGUCUUAGAAAACCUGCUUUUCACAUCUUACAUAUUUCUGCAUUGGGAGCUGUGAUGAGCAGACCACCUCUCCAGGAGUUGAGCUUUUCCAGCUACUUUGACCUCUGUGCCUUUUCCAACCAUUUCAGCCUCUCUGCAGGAGUCAGUGCCUUUGAUCCACAGGGAAACAUUUAUUCCUUUCUAACAUGCAUCCACUGAUUCUCAGGUGUAGCUAUGGAUGUUGGACCCCUCACUUUGGACAGACCUUCCAGGGUGUCACAUGUUUAUCAUUGAAAGCCCAGUCCAAAGUAAGAGCUUUUAUAGAGAGUCUUCCUUUGUAAGCAACAGAAUCCAAUGAGAUACAGUAGAACAAAUAAGGAUAUUAUUUAUUUACGGAAAAUCGCAGUGUAUUUUUUUUCUUCCAAGCAGGAGGAAAAUGCAACGGCAAGAAGCCAAGAGGGAUAUGAUACACUACAGAAUGGGAUUUCAUUCAAUUACAAAACCAGAGGACAAUGUUAAUGUGAUAAUUGACCUCAUAUCAUGGCCAGGAAUUGUUGGGUUUAUGACAGUAAUUCUACGCAAGUCUACAUGACGCUAUGCAAAGUCUACAGCCUUCUGCUCACAGCCCCUAAUAUGGCAAAGGAAGGUGACAGAGCUUGCCACCUGGAGACAAGUACAGCACAGUAUCUGGGGGCUCUUUGAGAAUGAUUCCAAUCCAUGACAUCAGAGAGGUUAGAAUGGCAAAGACUGUGCUAUGAUGUAAAGCGAUUACCUCACUUUUUUCUAUUCAAUAGAGGCUUCACCAUUGAGAGCAAUGCUACUUUGCUGUUUACAGGCAACAGCAUAAAUUUGCUUAGUUCAUGUUUUUUUUUUUUUUUACAAAUUUAUAAAACACUCCUUAUAGUUCAGAAACAUUACAGUAUACAGUAAUGAGAAAAAGAAUAAAAUAGGGUAGAAUUGUUUCUAAAAUCAAGAUUGAGAUCUUUCACCACAGUUGAAAAAAAUUCACCACAAAAACUCAGAUCUUUCACCACAGUUCUGUGAAAUAGUCUCUUUGAGCUUGCUGCAAAUGUUCACCACACCAACAGGCACGGUUUCUGUCCUGCAGUUCUGUAUUAUGGUUUGUCCAAAGCUUUAAAUAAGAAAUGCACGCAAAUGUUACCUACACACUGGUACCUCCAUAGUUUUUGGUAAUUUUCAGCCACCACCUUUUUAACGAUGUUGUGCAAGUAUAGGGAAAAAGUAGCACUUGCUUAAUUUAAUUAUUCAGGCCAAAGUGAGGUCAUGGUUUUUAUUUUAGCCACCACCUUGCUUGUCUGUUAUGUGGUUGCAGCUGUUUCUUUUUUAUUUUAUUUUACUAUUUUUGUGCGGGUUUAUUCUUUUGUUGUUGAAUUUCCCUCCAACAUUCCACAGCACAGUUGCAUUCCUUAAUAUUUUGAAGUUAUUCCAAAGCUGUCGUCUCUGUAAAUCCAAAUACUAGGGAUAUAUACAAGCAGCAAUUACUUAAAAGGGAGAAUAUAUUCAAUCUUAUGUGCAAUAUUGUGGUGUUUUGUAAAAUGCUGAAGCGUGUUUACACUGGUAUUAUUUUACUGAGUUUUGUUCAGGUUUUGUAUAUAGUGUUCAGCGAGUUGAUGUGUUUGUGAGGCUUGGACUGAACUUUGUUUUCCCAGCCAGUGAAAAAGGGAACUUAAAUCUUUCAUCUUUUUAACCAGAAAUAACUCAAUAAGCACAUGUGUCCGGUUCUACACUGCGGUGGAGGAUCAGGUCGUAAACGCGAACGGUCAUUAUUCCCGUGCAAUCUCGUGUGAAAGUCGCUCAAGCAGAUUGAGAGAUUACAUGAUUCCCCCUCAUACUAAUACCCCGCAGUCGACGCUGUUCUAAUUUUUAAUGAGGAAAGCUCAUUAAUGCCUUCCAUCGUGCUGCCACAUGCAAGGUCGGUCACAAAUGGCAUUGCAGACUGUGAGAAUGACAGCAAACGAGGAUCUGAGGAAGCUGCCAUUCAUUGUUGCGGGGUAAGGCUUUUUUAGCAAAUCAACAAUCAAGGCUUGCAGUGAGGUCAGAUGUAUUAGACAACUUUUUUGAAUAAUAUCAGUUGUGGAGUGAGAUUAUCUGACGUGAAAUUCUGUGCCCGACGUUGCAACACGGACGCCAGUCGUCGAUUUAUGUUAGUUAUUUCACGCGUCACUGUCUGCAGCGAGUAACUGAUGACCAAUGCCAGAAUGUGUGAUGUGAAGUUUGAAAGAGUUGUAAUGACCGUUGUCACUUUUAAAAAAAAAAAAAAAAACAUCUGUGUAUAUAGC